CAGUGACGGCGGCGGGCAACUCACUGGGAGUUGACCACAGCGGAGAGAUGGAGGCGCAAGGCUGGGAGGACGACUUCGAAAGACCUCCAGAGAGUCAGAGCGAGAUAGAUGGAACCCUCUUAUCUCUCUUUUUCCUCUCAAAGGACAGAAACCUCAUCCAAGCAGCAGCAGCAGCAGCAGCAGCAGGAGCAGCAGCAGCAGCAGAGGAAACCGACAAAGGUAUUUGAAAGAGAAGGAGCGGGUCCCCAGUAGAGGUCCUGAGCCGCGAGAUAAGCAUAGGCUAGUGCCCAUAUAGAAACGGAGUGGGGGAACGCAGUGGAUCGUACAAGGACCGGGAGAAUCCGACCUCAGCCAGAGAACCCUCGGAUGCCCACCGCUCGCCCUCGGAACCGCGAUGCUUAGUUCUAGAACUCCGCUCCAGAACAGACGCGGAGCGUAACUCUCGCGCCCCAAAGCCGCCGCGCGCCAGAGAAGCUUUUGGCACCCAAUACCCAAGAGCUAUGUACAACUGCUCCUUUGAAAGCUCCCAUGCACGCCUUGUGCCGUCGCAGGGACAGCACCCCCAGCGAGCUGGACUCGCUUAGGUCUUGAAGUCCUCCUGGAACAUGACCUAGAGGCACCUGCGCUUGCAGGUGGUCGCUGCAGCCAUGACAGUCACCAUGAAUAAGGAGGCUGGCGGAGACGAGCUCGCAAAACUCUUCAGUAUGAUCCCGUACUUUCUGCAGGAGGCCAACACCAGCGGCAACGCGUCACUGCAGCUCCAGGACCUGUGGUGGGAUCUGGGGCUAGAGUUGCCUGAUGGCGCAGCGCUCGGGCAUCCCCCGGGCACCGGCGGGACGGAAAGCGCAGACACCGAGGCCCAGGUGCGAGUCCUCAUCAGCGUGGUGUACUGGGUGGUUUGCGCGCUAGGGCUGACCGGCAACCUGCUGGUGCUCUACCUGAUGAAGAGUAAGCAGGGGUGGCGCAAGUCCUCCAUCAACCUCUUCGUCACCAACCUGGCGCUGACGGACUUUCAAUUCGUACUCACCCUGCCCUUCUGGGCGGUGGAAAACGCUCUGGACUUCAAAUGGCCUUUCGGCAAGGCCAUAUGUAAGAUCGUAUCCAUAGUAACGUCCAUGAACAUGUAUGCCAGCGUCUUCUUCCUCACCUCUAUGAGCGUGGCACGCUACCACUCGGUGGCCUCGGCUCUUAAGAACCACAGGACCCGAGGACACGGCCGGUGCGACUGCUGCGGCAAAAGUUUGGGGGGCAGCUGCUGCUUCUCAGCCAAAGCACUGUGCGUAUUGAUCUGGGCCUCCGCCGCGCUGGCUUCGCUGCCCAAUGCCAUCUUCUCCACCACUAUCAAGGUGAUGGACGAGGAGCUGUGCCUGGUGCGCUUCCCGGACAAGUUGCUGGGUGGCGACAGACAGUUCUGGCUGGGCCUCUACCACUUGCAGAAGGUGCUGCUAGGCUUCGUGCUGCCGCUGUGUAUCAUCAGCCUGUGCUAUCUACUGCUGGUGCGCUUCAUCUCCGAUCGCCGGGUGGCGGGGACCGAAGGAGGGGCCUCAGCUGCCCGGGGCAGCUUGGCCGCAGCCAGCGCCCGGAGACGGUCCAAAGUCACCAAAUCAGUGACCAUCGUGGUCCUAUCCUUCUUCUUGUGUUGGCUACCCAACCAGGCCCUCACCACCUGGAGCAUCCUCAUCAAGUUCAACGCGGUGCCCUUCAGCCAAGAGUAUUUCCUUUGCCAGGUAUACGCGUUCCCGGUGAGUGUGUGCCUGGCUCAUUCCAACAGCUGUCUCAACCCCGUCCUCUACUGCCUCGUACGCCGCGAGUUCCGCAAAGCGCUCAAGAGUCUGCUGUGGCGCAUCGCGUCGCCUUCUCUCACAAGCAUGCGCCCUUUCACCGCCACCACCAAGCCAGAGCCCGAAGAUCAGGGGCUGCAGGCCCUGGCACCUCUCCACCCGACCGCGGAGCCUGACCUGGUCUACUACCCGCCUGGCGUGGUGGUCUACAGUGGGGGGCGCUACGACCUGCUGCCCAGCAGCUCCGCCUACUGACUCCGCCCUGGGAGCGCAGUCACAGCAAAGUGGCCUCCCCGAGUGCGGAAAGAGAAAGCCGGUUAGGAGAUGCCGGGGCCCCACAGGAUCUAGAGGUAAGCGGGAUGAGGCUGAGGAGAGGCGCAAAGGAGCCGCCACUGAAAAGACGAGGGGAGGGGGACUGUCUCCGGGGAGGGAAGGCCUCCAAACCCGGUGGAAAGGAGAAGCUGGCAGAGGGACCGAGGCCUGCGUCGCAGGGCCAUGCCACCAGUUUGCGCACCCUUCUCUCCUUAGGCUGUCAACAUUGGGCUCUUAACCGGAGAACGGACUCAGGAAUGCAGAGAAAUUGGGGCACGAGGAAGUGGGGCUUAGCCGAAUGGUGCGCAAUUGAGCACAUUUCUUCAGCGACCUUUAUGGAGCUCUUGGAAGGGUCCUCAAGGUGCGUGCUACUGGGGGAAUUUCCUACAAAACCUUUCCUCUGCGCCUCCGCAGGCGAGACCGCCGCAGCGCCAUCUGACCGCCGCGUGGCUGCGCAGAGAGCCUAGUUUGGGAAUAAGAAACUUUUUCGGAGUUGGAAGAAAGUAGUGACAGUCUUCAUCCGCAUUCAAGAGAAAUGCGCCGCGAGAGAGGCAUCUCCAAUGAGGUCAUUGUUAUCAUUUAUCAUCGCGGCCAAGGCCAGUUGGGUACUCGGGAGCCCGGCUGCGACUCUGCGCUCAGGUAUCACCCGAGGCGCAAAAUAAUUGUCUCCAAGAGCUGUGAGCGAUUCCCUGGGGAUCGGCGUCACUGAGGGAGGGAGCGGAUGCAUUGUGAUUAGAGAGACUGAACUGAGACCUUUUCAGGCUCUCGCCUUUAAAGGAAAGGGGGAGCUCACGUGCUCACUUAGUAACCCAGCAGGAAAAGAGUGCGCUCGGGGCUGGAAGCCUGAACCUUCCAUUUCCCCGGGAGCGGUGUGGGUGCCCCGAAACUCUGUGUGCUCCUUUCUGCGCCCUGCAGGUGAGCUGUGCCCUGGAGCAACUUGAAAAGAUCUGAAUGGACACGCUCCUGGGAGUGGAGGCUUUUCUGUAGCCUCUCCCCCCUCACUCUUUGGGACUCCGGAAUGCCUGUUUGACAGAGGCUCUGGACCAGCCAGUAGAGGGAUGGCACCACCACGGGUUUUGUAGGUUUAGGACUGAAAACUAAGAGAUGUUGUAGAAAUGGGGGGUCGGGGAGAGGGACUCCUGGAAACCAACCCCCUAGAACCAGAUUUCAACAAGAGGCAUGGGGUAGGAAAGCAAAUGGAAGACUCAAGUAAAAUCUGUCCUGAAGGGAAGAGAGUACAGAGAGCCUAUUCUGAGGGGAUGGCCACAAUUUCCGGUGUGGGUUUCUCUCUUUCUCAUAAUACUGAGGAGACAAGGUGGGGAGGAAGACUUCCCUAGGAUAGUACCUUAACCAAGUUUCAUGUAUUCUAAGGAAUGCUCUGCAUGGGGAGCAUGAAUUACUAAUUUUUACUUAACCACCAGGCAAUCUAUGGGAUCAUUUCUGAAGAAUGACACAUUUCUUAAGACAAUUCUGUUCUGGUCACAGCAAUUUAGUCCUUUCUUGAGGCUGCUUAGAGCAUGGGGAUCAAAGAUCAGCCUACCCAUCCAACUGCCAGUUUUGACACAGGUGCUACUGUUCUCUUUGGUGAUCUAGUUUGGGGUUAAAAAAAAAUAACCUGGCAACUUGGGCAUCUGUUGUUGUGGUUCCUUUAUAAUAAAUAAUCAUUACACAAACCUGCCUGAUUAAAUGGCCUCUCAAACUGUAACUCUUUUUGUAUUUUUGUUGGGAGUGUCCUGUACUGUCAGGGUCAGUGUGAGCGGCCCUAACAUCUUUUAUCCUGCUUUCUGUAACACAACACAACGCAAUACCUAAGCAUUCGUAGCUUUGCCACAAAAACAAAAGCUGCUUGGGGUGCCUGGGUGGCUCAGCCGGUUAAGCGUCUGGCUUCGGCUCAGGUCAUGAUCUCACGGUUCAUGG
Molecule: messenger RNA, 4010 nt
Organism: Suricata suricatta (meerkat)
Lineage: Eukaryota; Metazoa; Chordata; Mammalia; Carnivora; Herpestidae
Gene: RXFP3
Product: relaxin family peptide receptor 3
Exons: 1
Coding region: 648-2036 (462 amino acids)
Biological process (GO): immune response; G protein-coupled receptor signaling pathway
Cellular component (GO): membrane
Molecular function (GO): G protein-coupled receptor activity
Source: RefSeq, a predicted model, not a curated record